UGUCCUAUCAUAGGUAGAAAUCAUAGCCGCUCGACUCUCAAGUUUCCACCCACCAAGGGAAUUUCGCUUAAUUGUCUACCAAGAACUCCCUGCACCCAAAUGCAAAGACAUCAUCCCGUUCUAUGGAAGUAGGCUGUGAUUUGCUUUGUUUUUUACAUAUACAUUUCUUGGAUACUUAAACUUCUAACUUCAUGCGAGAAAUCCAACCCCCGCUGUUCUUUUUCGUCCUUACCGUCUGUUUGUUCAUUUUUUUGGUUAGAUUUUUUUUUUUAAAUGAAGUAACUGUCGUUAAAUUAAAAUGAUCCGCGCAAGGUGUAUAUGUAGAUGUCCCCUGCAGGUAAAUUUGGAGCUGAUGUUUCUCUGAUUGGAAGCGCGCACACUUAAAGGGACAAAAAAACAUACAAAACAAACAAACAAAAAAAAAAAACACUGGAUUCUUUUUUCUUCAAGAGGAAACCUGGCAAGGCAAAUAUACAAGUUGAUUUUUAUUCACUUUCCAAUUUAUAGUGCUGUGGACGUGAAUUGUAAAGAUCUUUUUGUUUAAAGGGUUUCUUUUUUCUGUUUUUUUUUUUUUUUUUUUUUUUUUUUUGGCACGCUUAUAAACAAGGAAGCGCCUAUGUUGAACACACUGGUACUGUUUAACUUCAUUAAUUUAUUCUUCCGCUGGGAUUCAAGGAAAUAUUUAUUGUAAAGAAGGCGGCGACUUUGUUUUUUUAUUCCAGGUUUUUUUUUUAUUAUUAUUAGUAUUUAUUUAUUAUUUUUUAGCGCUGUAAACAGGUGGAUUUCGGCAACUCAAGAUGCGUUAUAUUCCUUCACGGUUCAUCUACUUGUGUUUACACUUAUUAGUCCUCUACUUUCAAGUUCAGGAAUCUCGGCAGACAUCAGCAGAUUUCCGUGUCUAUGUUGAAAACCACACAAGGAACCCAGAUGACCUGAGCCGCAAACAGGUCCGGAUAUAUCAGCUUUACAGCCGGACCACUGGGAAGCACGUCCAGAUCCUGGGGAAAAAGAUCAACGCCAAUGGGGACGAUGGGGGCAAGUAUGCUCUGCUUGUGGUGGAAACAGAAACAUUUGGAAGCCAUAUCCGAAUAAAAGGAAAAGAUACUGGUUACUACAUUUGCAUGAACAAAAGGGGAAAAAUUAUUGGAAAGCUCAAUGGAAGGAACCAGGAGUGCGUCUUUGUGGAAGAAGUACUGGAGAAUAACUACACUGCACUGGUGUCGGCUAAGUACAAAGGCUGGUACCUGGGAUUCACUCGGAAAGGACGACCCAAAAAAGGCUCAAGGACCCAGCAGAAUCAGCAGGAAGUUCACUUUAUGAAACGGCACCCGAAGGGCAAAGUGGACCCACUACAGGAGUUCCGUUUCACCACAGUCACCAAACGGACUCGCAGGGCACGACGCUUAAAAGUCAAGUCCAACUCAAACUGAAACAUGAAAAAGAAUCCCAGGGUAUGUGUGUCAAAGGAAUACUCAACCACCUUGCCUAUAUAUCCCAUGGGGGAAAAAAACAGAAAACAAAACAAAAAUAAAUAAAAACUGAAAAUAUGUUUUAUUUUUAUACAUAAGGAGUCGGGAAUUGUUCCGAUGUGCUGGAUUUUUGUGGGCUGUUUAUUAUUAUUUAUAUUGAACAGAACGAACAUUUGUCAUUACCUUGCUGUUUCUACUUCUAAAGGUAAUGCCAGAAGAACAAACAGGUUUUUGUUUUUUUUUUGGAGGUAUUGGAAACUCCUUUAGAGUCACUGACUAUAUUUGUAUCUGUGGAGAGUACCAGCGAGUCGAUGAGUCUCUUUAUAUUCAGUUGGGUUAGAUGCAAUGGAGCCCAGAAGGAAAAGAUGCAAGCCCAUGAUAUUCACCUUAGCUAGCUCUUUAGAUAUAAGUGCAAUACUUUGUAAAGGGCCCUUUUACAGAAGAGGUUACUAAUGAAAGUUAUUCUGGGUCCCCAAACUCCAAACUUCCCUGCCUCCCUUUACUUGUUUUUUUUAUCAUGAUUUGAAGUCAGAUGUUGUAGCUAACACAUACAGACUAGCCUAAGUUGUGUAAUGAUAGACAAAGUGAUUCAAGUUCAUUAUAAAUUGAAAGCUGUUGGUAACGUUAAUGGAAGGGGCCUUAAGUAAGGGCUUCGAUAAAUGACUGCACAUUCAUCCACCUCAGUGUUUAUGUAGCUGAGCAAUAAUAGCACACACUGUUUAGAGAGGAAACAAAGAGGCUGGACCAAGAGGACUCUUUCCUGGAAGGGCAUCAGUCCAUUUGAGAUCAUAGUUUUCCUUCCAACUUUAUUGACCAAUUGUACAUUAUUUAUUACAUUGGAAAAUAGGCAGGGGGUAGUUUUAUACCUCAGGUAUAUUUGUAUUAAUUUAUUAAAAAGUACUUAUUUUGGAGAAGAAUAUAUGCCAAACCAAAUACUUCCAUAUAUGUAAUGCGUAUUAUAGUUAGAUAUUAUAUCAGUCACACCAUCCAAUGACAAUCCUGCCUCUAUUUUCCAUGAUUAACAGCACCUGUAAGUUAGUUACUAUGUAAGUGAUACACUGUCUUACAGUGAGGCAUUCACAUACAUAUAGUAUGUUAUAGUACAUAUGCGUAUCAUCAUAGCUCUUUCCAUUGCGGUUUUUACCGCUGAAUCCAAAACUGAAAAGAUCAUAUUUACUAUCUGUUUAAGACUAAAUACAGGCAGAGGGUGAUUGGAGCUUAGGGGGCCGAAAUAGACUGGUGAACUAAGUGGGCCAUUAUAAAAAUGAUUUGGUCCUGACGUUGGUAUGGCUGUAUCGUUAACUCAUCUGCCGAGGGACACUGUGUAUUGUGUAUGAGAUGCUACCAACAACUUGACACAUUUAUGAUGUAUGCAAACAGUUUUAUGACUUUUAUGACUAUUAUUAAAUAUUUAUUGCUUUGUAAAUACAUCCUGAUGAAUUUAUAUGGCCUCUGUUAAUAAAGUGAGGAGUAUAUUUAAUAUAUAUAUAU
This is a messenger RNA of Acipenser ruthenus (sterlet), 2960 nucleotides long. Its product is annotated as fibroblast growth factor 18-like. Bases 798 to 1430 code for a protein of 210 amino acids. The transcript is spliced from 5 exons. Lineage: Eukaryota; Metazoa; Chordata; Actinopteri; Acipenseriformes; Acipenseridae. Gene Ontology annotation, cellular component: cytoplasm. The record is from RefSeq and is a predicted model, not a curated record. Gene Ontology annotation, molecular function: type 1 fibroblast growth factor receptor binding; growth factor activity; type 2 fibroblast growth factor receptor binding. Gene Ontology annotation, biological process: limb morphogenesis; dorsal/ventral pattern formation; regulation of cell migration.